Molecule: messenger RNA, 1560 nt
Organism: Solanum stenotomum
Lineage: Eukaryota; Viridiplantae; Streptophyta; Magnoliopsida; Solanales; Solanaceae
Exons: 6
Coding region: 1-1560 (519 amino acids)
Molecular function (GO): RNA-DNA hybrid ribonuclease activity; nucleic acid binding
Source: RefSeq, a predicted model, not a curated record
AUGCUAGCUCAAGAGAUCAUCCAUCAGAUUAAGAAGCCUAAUAUUGGGAGCAAUGUGGUCAUUAAAUUGGACAUGGCAAAGGCUUAUGACAGGGUCUCUUGGCCCUAUAUCUGCCUGGUAUUAAGGAGAAUGGGCUUUGAUAAGACAUUUAUUGACAUGGUAUGGAGGAUCAUGGCAAAUAAUUGGUAUUCAAGUAUUGUUAAUGGAAAAAUGUAUGGCUUCUAUCAAUUCACUAGAGGUCUCAAGCAAGGUGAUCCUCUAUCACCUGCCCUAUUUAUUUUAAGGGCAGAGGUCCUUUCUAGAUCAUUGAACAGAAUUCACAACAAUCCUAACUACCAUGGUUUCUUUAUGGAGAUGAGAGGUCCUCAAGUUAAUCACCUUAGCUUUGCGGAUGAUAUUAUCAUAUUUACUUCAGGAAGGAAAAAGUCGCUUGAACUGAUUAUGCAUACGCUGAAUACAUAUGAAGAGACUUCGGGACAGCUAGUGUCAAAGACAAAAGCCAUUUUAUGGUCCAUUCGAAUGCAUUCAACAGCACUAGGGACAGGAUUAAGAGAAUUACUGUUAUCAAGCAAAUUCAGAACCUUAUGGCAGACUUCUUUUGGGGAUGGAAAAAUGACAGGAAAAAAAUACCAUUGGUACUCAUGGAAAAAUUUGAGUUUUCCGUAUGAGGAAGGAGGCAUUGGUAUGAUAAAUUUAAAGGAUAGAUCCAAUCCUAUCAGCAAGAAGUGGGACACUGGUGACUCGCCUACCUGGAAACUUUUAAUGCAUAACAAAGUAAAGAUUGAGGAGCACAUACAUUGGACAAUCAACUCUGGAACUUGCUCUUUCUGGUGGGAUAACUGGUUAGGAGUUGGACCUCUAGCACACUUCUCUAAUGAAAGCAACAGGUUCAAUAACAACACAGUGACUGAUUUCCUGAUUGAGGGCCAAUGGAAUCUGGAGAUGGUGAUACAGCAGGCCCUUAUAGCAUGUUGUUCUUCUGCCUGGAAUGAACUCAGGGAAAAAAGGAACAGCUUUGGCAAUGAACCAGUGGCAUGUUAUUGCUGCGACAGACCUGGGUGGGAUACUAUAGAUCAUAUCUUCAAUACUGGUCAUUUUGCAACACAUGUAUGGAGGUACGCGAGGAAAUAUGGAGGGAAGCAGUCUAACAUCUCUAGAGUCAAGUAUGUAGUUUACAAGGACAACUACAAGCUUAUGACUACUACCUUCCCCUACAUCAGAUGGCCCUCGAACUGGGCAGAAUUGAUCAAACAGGCAGGGAAAUGUUUUCAUGAUACCAAGGUGUUUAUAGUGUAUUGGCAAAGACCUCCUGAACAAUGGGUGAAACUAAAUACAGAUGGUAGUGCAUUAAGUAACCCCGGGAGAACAGGUGCAGGAGGUAUAAUUAGAGAACACAAUGGUGAAAUGAUCUUAGCAUUUGCGACCCCGCUAGGAAAUGGAACCAACAACCAGGCCGAAAUAGGAGCAGCCAUAUUUGGCAUGACAUGGGUACUUCAACUGGGCUACAAGAGUGUUGUGUUGGAAGUGGAUUCGCAGCUGCUCGUGGACUGGAUCAUGUAG